Messenger RNA from Hippopotamus amphibius kiboko, 3455 nucleotides. RefSeq names its product frizzled class receptor 8 (gene FZD8). Gene Ontology annotation, biological process: non-canonical Wnt signaling pathway; canonical Wnt signaling pathway. Gene Ontology annotation, cellular component: plasma membrane. The record is from RefSeq and is a predicted model, not a curated record. Gene Ontology annotation, molecular function: Wnt receptor activity; Wnt-protein binding. The transcript has a single exon. Lineage: Eukaryota; Metazoa; Chordata; Mammalia; Artiodactyla; Hippopotamidae. Bases 735 to 2804 code for a protein of 689 amino acids.
UUGGCGAGGGGCGCUGCUCCCGCCGAGGAGGAGGCGGCAGCGGGGCGCGGGCGCGCCGCUCAGGUGUCCGCUCCGCCUUCCGGCCUGGAUUUAGCUCCGUGAGUUCGGCGAGAAGGGGACCGCCGACACCUUGCCCUGCUGCCGGCCCGAGUGCGACGCGGACUUCCACCGGAGGCGGGGCCCGUCACCCCGGCGGCGGACCGACGGACCAACGCCGGGGACAGAGGGCGGCGGCCUCGGCGGAGGCGGGCCCCGAACCCCGGCGGCAGCCGCGCGGCCUUGGGGGCGAGCAUGAGCCCCGGGACGCCGAAAAGGGGCCGCUGGGGCUGACCCGGCGCGGAGCGGCCUGGCCCAGCCAUCUUGACUGCGCACCGCGGCCCGAGAGGAAACUUGCUGCGCUGCCGCCCUCGGUGCCCGGCAAAGUCACCGGCGCGCGCGGAGAAGGCGAGCGAGAGAGGGACGAUGAGCCGGGGGCCGGCCACUCUGCCCCGCCAGGGCUGAGCCCGGCCGGAGUGAGCGGGGCAGACGCGGGGACCGGGGUGCCCUCCGGCAGCCUCCCUCAGCUCUCGCAGCGCCUUGAGGACGCGUCCCGAGAAGGGACUAGGCUGUCGGCAGAGCCCCUCCCGGGAGAGGCGGGAGAGAGCCCGGCAGGGCGCCCGCUCUCUCCUCCUCCGGUGCUCUCGCAGGACCCCCCGGCGCCCGGAGGGCGAAGGCGCGGGGCCGAGGCGCGCAGCAUGGAGUGGGGUUACCUGUUGGAAGUGACCUCGUUGCUGGCCGCCCUGGCGCUGCUGCAGCGCUCCAGCGGCGCGGCGGCCGCCUCGGCCAAGGAGCUGGCGUGCCAGGAGAUCACCGUGCCGCUGUGCAAGGGCAUCGGCUACAACUACACCUACAUGCCCAACCAGUUCAACCACGACACGCAGGACGAGGCGGGCCUGGAGGUGCACCAAUUCUGGCCGCUGGUGGAGAUCCAGUGCUCGCCCGACCUCAAGUUCUUCCUGUGCAGCAUGUACACGCCCAUCUGCCUGGAGGACUACAAGAAGCCCCUGCCUCCCUGCCGCUCUGUGUGCGAGCGCGCCAAGGCCGGCUGCGCGCCCCUCAUGCGCCAGUACGGCUUCGCCUGGCCCGACCGCAUGCGCUGCGACCGGCUGCCCGAGCAGGGCAACCCCGACACCCUGUGCAUGGACUACAACCGCACCGACCUCACCACGGCCGCGCCCAGCCCGCCGCGCCGCCCGCCGCCGCCGCCGCCGCCCGGAGAGCAGCCGCCCUCCGGCAGCGGCCACGGCCGCCCGCCCGGGGCCCGGCCCCCGUCCCGCGGCAGGGGCGGCGGCGGGGACGCGGCUGCGCCCCCCGCGCGCGGCGGCGGUGGCGGUGGCGGCGGCGGGAAGGCGCGGCCCCCUGGCGGCGGCGCGGCGCCCUGCGAGCCGGGCUGCCAGUGCCGCGCGCCCAUGGUGAGCGUGUCCAGCGAGCGGCACCCUCUCUAUAACCGCGUCAAGACCGGCCAGAUCGCCAACUGCGCGCUGCCCUGCCACAACCCGUUCUUCAGCCAGGACGAGCGCGCCUUCACCGUCUUCUGGAUAGGUCUGUGGUCGGUGCUCUGCUUCGUGUCCACCUUCGCCACCGUCUCCACCUUCCUCAUCGACAUGGAGCGCUUCAAGUACCCGGAGCGGCCCAUCAUCUUCCUCUCGGCCUGCUACCUCUUCGUGUCCGUCGGCUACCUGGUGCGCCUGGUGGCGGGGCACGAGAAGGUGGCGUGUAGCGGCGGCGCCGGGGCUGCUGGCGGGCCGGGGGGCGCGGGGAGCGCGGCAGCUAGCGCGGGUGCGGCGGGCGCGGGCGCGGGCGGCCCGGGCGGGCGCGGCGAGUACGAGGAGCUGGGCGCAGUGGAGCAGCACGUGCGCUACGAGACCACGGGCCCGGCGCUGUGCACCGUCGUCUUCCUGCUCGUCUACUUCUUCGGCAUGGCCAGCUCCAUCUGGUGGGUGAUCCUGUCGCUCACGUGGUUCCUGGCGGCGGGCAUGAAAUGGGGCAACGAGGCCAUCGCCGGCUACUCGCAGUACUUCCACCUGGCCGCGUGGCUCGUGCCCAGCGUCAAGUCUAUCGCCGUGCUGGCGCUCAGCUCGGUGGACGGCGACCCGGUGGCGGGCAUCUGCUACGUGGGCAACCAAAGCCUGGACAACCUGCGCGGCUUCGUGCUGGCGCCGCUGGUCAUCUACCUCUUCAUCGGCACCAUGUUCCUGCUGGCCGGCUUCGUGUCGCUCUUCCGCAUCCGCUCGGUCAUCAAGCAGCAGGGCGGCCCCACCAAGACACACAAGCUGGAGAAGCUCAUGAUCCGCCUGGGCCUCUUCACCGUGCUCUACACCGUGCCCGCCGCCGUCGUGGUCGCCUGCCUCUUCUACGAGCAGCACAACCGCCCGCGCUGGGAGGCCACGCACAACUGCCCGUGCCUGCGGGACCUGCAGCCGGACCAGGCGCGCCGGCCCGACUACGCCGUCUUCAUGCUCAAGUACUUCAUGUGCCUGGUGGUGGGCAUCACCUCGGGCGUGUGGGUCUGGUCCGGCAAGACGCUCGAGUCGUGGCGCGCGCUGUGCACCCGCUGCUGCUGGGCCAGCAAGGGCGCGGGCGCGGCGGGCGCGGGCGCGGCGAGCGGCGGCCCGGGGGGCGGGGGCCCGGGGGCCGGCGGGGGCGGGGGGCCGGGCGGCGGGGCGGGCUCCCUGUACAGCGACGUCAGCACCGGCCUGACGUGGCGAUCUGGCACGGCCAGCUCCGUGUCUUAUCCAAAGCAGAUGCCAUUGUCCCAGGUCUGAGCGGAGGAGAGGGGGCGCCCAGGAAGGAGGGGGGGGCGAGGAGACCGGGUGAUGCGGGGGGACACUCGGAGGCAGAGGGUCCCACCCCUUCACCGUGUUGAUUGCUAUUAGCAUGAUAAUGAACUCUUAAUGGUAUCCAUUAGCUGGGACUCGCUUAGAACAAAGUACCUGGCAUUGAAGGCUCCCAGACCCAGCCCCCUUUCCUCCACCUACGGGCAAGGAAUUCCUCUCGCCAGGCGUUAAUUUCUGUUGGCAGAGGAGAGCGAGCUCUGCUGCUGCGUUUCCAGGACCCAAGGCUUGGAGCCCUCGCUGGUUGCCAUUUGCUGAGCUUGAAGCCAGACCUACAGAUCUCACCUGAGGGACCUAGUGUUCUCCCUCGACUCUCCUAUGUAGACUCUUACUCCUAACACGUCCUAGAGGAGGGAUGACCGAGACCUAAUGGGAUUGCACGGUUUGGGUAUUCUUAAUGACCAGGCAAAUGCCUUAAGUAAACAAACAAGAAAUGUCUUAAUUAUACACCCCAAGUAAAUACGGGUUUCUUACAUUAGAGGAUGUAUUUAUAUAAUUAUUUGUUAAAUUGUAAAAAUGUGUAAAAUAUGUACAUAUCCAAAGAUAUACAGUCUGUACAUUUUCUGUAAAAAGUUUAGAGGC